AUGGGCCCAACGAUAGGCAAUUACUGUCUUUCCAAUCCAAAUUUACAAUAUCUACUAACAUAUCCAUCUUUAAGCAAAACAGUUGCGAAUCCAGAAGUUGCUGAUAGUAUAUAUAAUGAAAAUAUAGAAUUCUCGAAUAUUCUAACACCAAAACCAUCAGAAUUCUUACAACCACCACCGAUCGAAGCGUUUAGCAGCUAUCACGAUGAUCAAGCAUAUAUUGCACAAGACCAAAAUGCAUAUCAAAGUAUUGUACCAAAAAAGAAAACAAUACUUAUGUAUCCAAAAAAAUAUGUACCAGAACCAAAGAAAAAUAUUAUAAUUGCGAAAAAACCAAUUUAUAUGGAACCAGAAAAUAUUUAUAUUAAACCAAGCAGUUAUCAAUAUAUGAUUAAACCAAAUAAGUCUGAUUUAUUAACGGAUUAUGGAGCAAGUGCUUCUUAUGGAGCGAGUGCUCCUUAUGGCGCAAGUGCUCCCUACGGAGCGAGUGCCCCUUAUGGAGCAAGUGCUCCUACGAGAUAUGCAGUGAGACCACCAAAAAUUGAAAUGGCUGAAUUAGUACCUAUAACAUAUGCUCCAAGUGGAUUUGAAUCAAAUCCAGCGGCAAAUAUGUACAAAGAACCUCAAGCUGAUUACAGCUACGAUGAAUCCUAUUCGAUUAUUCCAAAAUAUCAAACAACACCAAAAUACGUUCAAGAGCCCUAUUUACCAAAUACAUUUGGUGCAAUUCCAAAAUAUCGUCAGUUCGAACAACCUGAAAAAUUUCGAAAUGCCUACGCACCGGAACAAUUUAGUACAGAAUCCGUGAAUAAUUAUGAGAUAUAUUCGGUUACUCCAAAAUAUCAAAAUAUUGAAACAUCUUCAAAAGCAUUUCAGAAUUCUUACAUCCCAGAACAAUAUUCAACGGAAUCCAUAAAAAAUUACAAUGUUUAUCCGGUUACUCCAAAAUAUCAUAAAUUGGAAACAUCUUCGAUACGCUAUGUACCCCAAGAGUAUACUACGGAACCAGUUAAAGAGUAUGAAGCAUAUUCUGUCACUCCAAAAUAUCGUCCUGUGGAAAUAUCAUCGGUGACUCCAAAAUAUCGUCCUGUGGAAAUAGCAUCGGUUACACCAAAAUAUCGUCCAGUUGAAAUUGAAACAGAUGCUUAUGCAAUUACUCCAAAAUAUCAUCCAGUUGAAACGUCAACUGAAAGUUUUCGAAACGUUCAUCCCGAAUUUAAAAGCUUCGGUAGUAUUUAUAAAAAUGACGAGAAAAAUUAUCGAACUUAUGCCGCAGUACCAAGUUUUGAUUCGUAUUCGUUAGUUCCACAAUUUUCUGAGGAUGAAGAAGACGCAGAAACUAAAGCUAAUGAAUUUUCCACACUCUCACAAAAUGUGAAUUACAAUCCAACUGAAAGUUAUUCAGAAUUUGAUCGAAAUCGUUUUAUUAAAAAGGAAAAACCAUUUUCGAAAAAUCCAUUCUUAAAUUCAGAAUAUCAAAAUAAUCCAUUUUUAAAUAGUUUUGAUCAAGCAAAAUUAGUAAGCAGUAAAAAAAAUCCGACUAUUCAAGAAAAACGAAUUUUAAGAAAAAAGAAAAAAUAUUCGACAGUUCCACAUCGAUUUUCAUCCUCUCACACACCCAGUCCUAAUGUUGAAAGUUCAACGUUUGAAGAUCGACAAUUUACAAUCACAGAAAAUCCAAAUAAACUUUUCAUAACAACGGAAAAUUUACAAUCAUCCACAACUGAAAGACUGCCAAGAAAACAUUCACAGAAAUUUGAAAAGAAAUACGAUGAUGCUGAAAGUGAAUCGGCCGAUUUAGAUCCAGCUGUUGCGAGGGAACUAAAUCAGGAAGCGUCAAUACUUUUAUCAAAUGUUAGUCCAGGUCAAUAUAAUAAUGUGAAAAAUGAUCGAUUACAAUUUCAAAUGCAUGGGCAUCAAGGACCGCAUAGUUACAAAUUUGGUUUUGAUACUGGCAAAGGGCAUGAAAGACAAUUUCGAUAUGAAGAAAGGGACAAUGGAGGUUUUGUAAAAGGACAUUAUGGUUUUUAUGAUAAAGAAGGAAAAUUACGAGUUGUUAAUUAUGAUUCAGAUCCACAUACCGGAUUCCAUGCUCAUCCCGAAGAUACAGAAUGAUACCUAUGAUACCUAAAAUUUCUAUUGUUGUUUUAUAGAUAUAAAAGUUAGGAUCGUUAUUUAAAAUUUUUAUAUAGAGAUAUUAUACGACAGAGGUUCUAAAAUAUUAGAACAAAGAGAUUAUAAACUAGAAUUUCCUUGGCAAAAUUACGAAUUCGGAAUUUUCCGAGUCUUUUUUACGACAAU
This is a messenger RNA of Chrysoperla carnea, 2301 nucleotides long. Its product is annotated as adhesive plaque matrix protein-like. The record is from RefSeq and is a predicted model, not a curated record. Lineage: Eukaryota; Metazoa; Arthropoda; Insecta; Neuroptera; Chrysopidae. The transcript has 3 exons. Bases 1 to 2115 code for a protein of 704 amino acids.